AUGGUGCGCGCGGUCAAGAAGAAGGUUGCAGGCAUGCAGGCUGCCGGUCCUGUCGUGGGUAACGUGCUGGAGCAGUUCAGGGAGGCUCUGCAAAUCACCUGGCGGGCGUACAGCAGGGAUCUCAAGAGCGACCAGCGGCUGCUGCUGAUUGACACACUGUGCGGGGGGCUCGUUACUAUCGGACUGGUGCAGGUACUGUUCAUCGCGGUGAUACGGGACACGUUUCCGUUCAACGCGUUUCUCGCGGGGUUCAUCUCAUGUGUGGGCCAGUUCGUGCUGUUGAUUUCGCUGCGGCUGCAGCUGCGCGAGCAGUUUGCGGGAAUCUCGAGCCAGCGCGCAUUUGGGGAGUUCGUGCUGGCCAGUCUCGUCCUGCACUUCAUCUGCCUACAUUUCAUUAACUAG
Messenger RNA from Eremothecium gossypii ATCC 10895, 402 nucleotides. RefSeq names its product dolichyl-diphosphooligosaccharide-protein glycotransferase (gene OST2). The coding region runs from base 1 to 402 and encodes 133 amino acids. Gene Ontology annotation, cellular component: membrane; oligosaccharyltransferase complex. Gene Ontology annotation, biological process: protein N-linked glycosylation. The record is from RefSeq and is marked provisional. Lineage: Eukaryota; Fungi; Ascomycota; Saccharomycetes; Saccharomycetales; Saccharomycetaceae. The transcript has a single exon.